ACAACGAACCAAACAAACACUACUUUUUGCAUGUGUAGAUGCAGCUGCACCACCGGACAAGGCAACCAAACGCCCCCUUACACUCUCGGUGGCCAGUGGCCUGGUCUGUUCGGCUCCGAGCCUCCGAUUUAUCGAUUCGAUUCCAUCAUCCCUCUCCCGGCGCCCUGCCGUCCUGCGGGAGGGAGGUGCAAGCGGAACCAGCCCGGCAAUGGCAGGCGCGGCUGCGCGGCGGCCGGGGGCGAAGCCCAGGGGCGGCGGCGGCGCGGGGAAGAGGAGCGCGUGGUUGGCGGCGGACGGCAGCAAGCGCUGGGGGGAGGCCUUCUUCCUGCUCUACACGCCCUUCUGGCUCACGCUCUGCCUCGGUGUCGUCGUCCCAUUCAAGCUCUACGAGAGGUUCACGGAGCUGGAGUACCUGAUCCUUGGCUUGGUGUCCACCGUCCCGGCGUUCGUCAUCCCCCUAUUCCUCGUAGGGAAGGCAGAUAGUGUUAGAAAUUUCAAAGAUCGAUAUUGGGUCAAGGCUAAUAUUUGGAUUAUAAUUUUUAGCUAUGUUGGUAACUACUUCUGGACACAUUACUUCUUCACAGUUCUUGGCGCGUCAUAUACUUUUCCAUCAUGGAGGAUGAAUAAUGUACCUCAUACGACAUUUCUCCUGACCCAUGCUUGUUUCCUGUUCUAUCAUAUGGCAUCAAAUAUGACACUUCGUAGAUUGCGCCAUUCUACAGCUCAUUUACCACAGUCUAUUUGCUGGUUAUUUGAAGCUGCAUGGAUUUUAGCACUGUCAUACUUCAUAGCGUACCUGGAGACCCUAGCCAUUGCAAAUUUCCCGUACUAUGAAUUCGUUGACCGGGAUAUAAUGUACAAAGUAGGUUCCUUGUUCUACGCAAUAUACUUCAUCGUCAGCUUCCCAAUGUUUUCAAGGAUUGACGAGAAAGACGAGAAGUGGAGCCUGUCCAGGGUAGCCGUCGACUCUCUGGGCGCAGCAAUGCUGGUGACGAUAAUACUGGACCUAUGGCGCAUAUUUCUGGGGCCAAUAGUUCCCGUCCCAGAGUCGAGGCAGUGUGGCCAACCAGGGCUCGCAUGGUUCCAAGCGCAGAACGGAAGCACCUGAUUCAGUGAAGCUGCAAGUUCUGCGUUUCCACUUGAAUACUUCAUCAUCACCUAGCAUUCACCGAGGCGGAGAUCUUAGAGCAAUAACCCUCGAGAGAAAUCAUGGCCUCACUCCUUUUGAUAAAUAGCUGUGCCUUCUGUGGCCGGAUGCAAUUGUGCAAAUGCCACUUUCAGUAGUUAUAUUUGUAUGUUUUCUCCGUUUGGUGAAUUACAGAGAGAUAUGUCUGUAACGUGAACAAGAUCAUGCUGUUCUAAUUCCUG
Zea mays is the source of this 1368-nucleotide messenger RNA. RefSeq names its product cycloeucalenol cycloisomerase. The record is from RefSeq and is marked validated. NCBI's taxonomy places the organism in Eukaryota, Viridiplantae, Streptophyta, Magnoliopsida, Poales, Poaceae. Bases 209 to 1108 code for a protein of 299 amino acids. Gene Ontology annotation, molecular function: cycloeucalenol cycloisomerase activity. The transcript is spliced from 8 exons.